GCUAGAGGCGAAUUUCAAAACAUCAACUCCAGCAAAUGCAUUCUGCGUACGACAGGCACUACAAUGGACGAUAAAGCCAAAGAAUUUCUGGCUAAUGUGGAAGGCAAAAUCGUGCCAGUAACAUGUCACGAUGAUGUCUUGCGGAUCGCAUACAUUUAUAUUAAUCAGGAGCUGUGGGACGGCCAGGGCGUGUUCGAUGUUGUGGAGAAGCUGCAUGCGCAUGGCUGGUCUUUUGGUGAGGACGAGCUCCGCUUCAAUCGUACCUUGGAUAUAUUUUAUCUCGCCCAGAUCGCAGCAGCCUACUACCACUGGACCGACCAAUUAAAUGGAGACGACCCUCUGACCUUCUCAGACUUCGACGCCUUCUACACUAAGUACCAUGCCCUCCUGAAUCCCACAGUCUGGCGCUCCUACUACUCCACCGCAUUCCUUACCCAACCUAACACAGCACGCUUCUACCGCAUGCCCGACCUCCAGGAUCUUCCGGACUCGUCCUCCCCACUGUGUCUGCCGCGUGAUAGUCCGGUAUCCGAACACGUCCUAAAGCUGCCCCGCUGGGCUUAUACUGUGGUGCGGACUUGCUCCAGGCAACCGUUCCUUUCAUUUGACACGAUUACUGAAAUAGCCCUCUGCACACUUGACACAGUCUUGACACGCCUACACGCGGCCUACCCUAGCACACUCCCCUUUUCGGAACCACAUGCGCGCUUCUGGCUAGACGAGUACUACAAACCUCCCAUCGCAGAAUCGGAACAAGAAGCGUUGUCCACGAACACCAACACCCAGCUGGAGGGAGAGGAGAAGAUCCCUUUAUCUUCAAGCCCCACAUCUGACCCAUCGCCUCGCAAGGACAACCGCGAAGCAUGGGGGCCCCAUCACUUUGGGCUCAAUGUCGCGUCGGGAUUGUAUGAUAUACACAGUUUGGAAGCACAGUACCUCGCACAGGUUUCUAUGGGUAAGGUUGUCGAACCAGAACCUAGCAAGCCGGUGUUUUUCUGGUGUGGGAUACCGGACGGAGGGACUGCAGAUCAAGCAUUGCAGAGGGGGUGGCAGGAAGAGAUUGGAAGUGAGGAGGAGGUCGAGUUCCUAGCCGCUGUUGCGAUUGAGGAGACAGCCGGACUAGGAGCUGGGGCAAUCAAGGUGGAUGAGUUGGACUGUUCAAUCCGGUCACAUAUCCUACUAGCGGUCAUGCAGGCUGCGCUAGUAGAGAACAUGCAAGAGCGAGAGCGUUUCUUGGGAAAGCUGGAGAGGCGGAUGGUACAAAAGGGGAGGAUUGGUGAGGAAAGAGCAGGGAGGCAGCUAAAGUACCAAGAGUACUUACAAUGCGCACGCCUUGAGAAGAUCUUGAUGAUGCCAACCACAGAGUUGGAUCUCGAAGAACUCCAUAGCCAAGACAGGAACACAACAUGGUUUGGAAUCGAUAGAUUCCAGGACGAUGGGCCCUUCUUGCAGGACUUUGAUACCUUCAAGCAACUGAUAAAGAACUCGCCAAACCCGGACCAGAUUAGGUAUCCACAACUCGUGUCCUUUAUUGGCGAGACUAGCGCCGGGAAGAGUACUCUGAUCAAGAUGUUGAUCGAGUACGACCAAGCGAAAUACGAAGCCAACAAGUCCAUGUUUAAAGCACCAGUCCCAGGAAGCCCGCUCCACGAUUCCACACCCACUUCUGCAGAUGUUCAUCUAUACGUUGAUCCCGCUACUUGGGAAGAAGAGAGACCAAUAUUCUACGCGGACUGCGAAGGCCUGAAUGCAGGAGAGCGCAUCCCAAUCGGGGCUCAUUCCCGGAGACAGACGAAGACAGAUACUUCUCGGAAAUUGGGCUUACGAGCACGUUCACUAGAAUGGGCAACGUCAGACCAGACACGAACUCGUCAAUAUGCCGUUACUCAGCUCUAUCCUCGCCUUCUUUAUACGUUCUCCGAUGUCGUCGUUUUCGUGCUGAACAACCCGAAGACGUUCGAGCACAACGUACUUCCAAAGCUGCUCGACUGGGCGUCGUCCUCGCUCGAAGCUAGUACAAAUCAAGGUACACUUCCUCACGCCAUCAUCGCACUCAACUUCUCAAACACACGCAUCCCAUCCAACCUGUGGACGAGUCGAGAUGCAACGAAUAACUUGCUCGAGAAUAAUGACCACUUGAUAAAUCCAGCAUACAGUAGCGCUCAAGUCACAAAGCUUGUAGAGAAAUGGAGGAAAAGAAAUAGGCCCAUCAGAAGUCUUCGCGAUCUUCUUCACUGCUACUACGCUUCGUUCCAAGUAGUGCGUCUCCCGGAAGCCAAGGAUAUGCCUCGUCUCUCGAAACAAGUAUCACAACUGCACGACACCAUUGUGGAAACAUGCAAAGCAUCGUAUCUGAAUAAGCAGAAAGUUGGCCUUCUAUCAUCAGCCGAGGAUCUGAGCUUUUAUAUCCAGAAAGCAUUCACACAUUUCUCAAAAGACCUAAACCAUCCAUUUGACUUCAAGAGUUAUUCCUUGAUUCGGAAUCCGAUACCUCAGAACCUGGGUGGCCACAUUCUUCGCGUUGCUAUCGUGAUGCAGCGGCAGUAUCCAAAUAGAACAGGAGAAUGGAUAUUCGAGAACUUGAGUUUCAUGGUGGCUUCUUGCUUCCUCUAUGACUGCGCAACCUACAGAAAGGGAAAACCACACGACCUGUUCGCAAACUAUCAGCCAAACUUCGAAGAUGCUCUAGUAGAGUUUUGCUCCUCACAUUGGCCCUGCGAAUUCUCCCACGCUAAGAGGGGACGAUGUGUCAACGUGAGCAAGAGUCAUGAAAAGGGUCACCAGACUGGUAACCGAGGCAAGGUAACACAUGGUCACUACAUGUCCAGCUUCACUGUGGAAAAUUACAAGAACGUAUGGCUAAACUCGCUCAAGACCAGAUUGCAUGAUGUGCAAGAGGAGUUAGAGCGUAAGGAAGACAGCUCAGAGGAGACUGGUCCCUUGAGUCCUAUUCGAAGACUGCAUGCCCGCAACAUAUCGAGUUUCUACCGUGCCGUCGGUGGCGCGUCAAAGUUCAAUAGUCACUCUACGUGUCUAUGCUGUCUCAUGCGGUCUCCCGAACAUGUCCUUCGAUGUGGUCAUGUCCUCUGUACUGAAUGUGUCAAAGCAUUCGGCACAGUCAGGAAUUGCACCAUGGAGAUGAAAGAAUGUCCCUUGCACAUCGAUGAUUGCAAUUGGAGAAGUCCCUGGAGGAUUCGGAUGAAGCCUGAUUUUGCAGGUGUUCGUAUUCUGUCACUCGAUGGGGGAGGUAUCCGUGGAAUCGCAGAGCUUGAGGUUCUCUGCCAGAUCCAACAAAAGCUAGGCGUCAAUAUUCCAAUCAGUGCUUUCUUUGAUCUCAUUGUUGGGACAAGUACCGGUGGAAUCAUUGCACUGGCUCUUGCUGUAAAGCAAUGGUCUGUUGAUAAGUGCAUUGAGGAGUUCAAGCGUCUCGUCAAGGAAGCGUUCUCGCCACGGGAAUUCCAUGGCAUCGCCCCCCUCCAAUACAUCGCUACUAUUCAUCACGGCAGCACCUGGAAGACUACUCCGUUCCACGAAGCUUUGCGCGAGUCACUUGGAGAUGGAUAUCUAUUUGGCGGGGCCGAGAGCUCAGACAAUGUAGCUCGGGUAGCCGUGACAACCACAGACGAAGUGGCCACCAGAGGCAUUGUGAUCGCGAAUUACUGCCGGAGAGGUCCUAAAGACGACAAGCAGAGUUACGAGUUCUUGAGACCCAGCGAGCCAGAUGCUGAGAUGAGAACAUGGCAUGCUGGAGCAGCAACUGCUGCUGCUACCCCAUUCUUCAAGCCAUUCGUUCAUCCGUUCACGGGAGAGACCUAUCUUGAUGGAGCGUUCUACAAUAACAACCCAGUAAAGGUGGGAAAUCGAGAGCGGCAACUACUAUGGCCAGAUGUUCAAGAUAAUCAUCCGGAUAUAUUGCUAUCUAUCGGCACAUCGCAGCAUCAACAGGCUAUGGUAGACAGGUCCCGCUCGGAGAGGUUCAACAUGCAGCGCGAUAUCAGCCCGUCGCUUAGUCAUGGCAAAGUCAAAGCUAAGGUUAAACACUUUGCUGGUAUGUUCCAAUUGGGCAAGGCAGCGAUCAACAAGUUGGGAGACUCAAUACACUGCGAGCGUCAGUGGGAACAGUUCUUGGACGGGAUGGAGCGAAGCACUGCUCAUAGUGAAGAUUCUCGCCGCUACGUUCGCAUAAAUCCAGAUAUUGGUCGAACACCGCCACGGCUGGAUGACGUAAUCGAGGUUGAUCGACUCCAAUCAGAUGUUUCUCGAUAUCUUAAAGGGCCUGAAGCCAUGGCUGAUAUCGAGGAUGUUGUCUUCCGCUUGGUCGCCAGCAGCUUCUAUUUUGAACGAACGCACGCGACAAGAGAUAUGUCUCAGGGAUCCGCCAAAGUGAAAGGUAGGCUACGAUGUCGCUUCGAAGAAUCAUCAGACUGGGCAAAGGAGAUGGGUUUGUUCUUCAAAAAGCAUCAGAGAGCAGACUUUCAGCCGUACUUCGAUACCUGGGAUGGCAAUCAACAGCAUGGAAGAGACAAGAUCAAUCUGGACUCCUCGCGCAUUGAGAGAAUGGCCAGCCAUGGUGCACUUGACAUUCAAGAGGUUGAGCUGACAGUAGCAACAUCUGAGAGAGAUGCGGACAUCAGACUCCAUCUCCACACUUCAACAGGUCGGACCAAAGGCUAUUCGAUCAGCGGCUUCCCUCGCGAUUUCUUCAGGGAAAUUGACCGCGUUGAAGUAGACAACGAGGUAGAAGGAUCGCCCAAGGAUAGCAUAUCGAAACCUGUGAGCCUUCCAGGCAUCCCAUCAAUCAACGUGUUGAGUGGGAAGGGAUCGACGUUGCUAAGACCCGGAGCGCCAGGCAGCACCUCGGAGCAGAACCUCUGUACACAACCGCAUGUCUUGAACGAAGAAGAUCGGCGCAAAUCAGAUGACGUUCUAUCUCGAGCUACGCCCGAGAAGGUCUCCAGAGAUUUGAGUUUGAAAGAGAAAUUAUCAAGCCUGAGUCUUCGCGGCGAGGAGCGGCGAUCCCACUGGAUUGGAUCAUCCAAGGGCAUACGGCGUGAUAAGUCUCCUCUCACCCAGGAACAUGAACAACAAGUAUUGCCCAAUUCGCUACAACAUCGUAAGACCUUUGGCACAAAGUCCCCACCUGAACAGCCACAAGGACAACGCAAUAUGGCCAGUCCACCUUCUACGCCUCGAGAAACAGCUCAACGCAACGGAGGCUAUGACAUACCAUAUACAACUCCAGACACAGAUCUGCUCUCUCCCUUACCCAGCUCGAUUCCACGGAUGACUAUGCCACCAGCGAACCCAACGCCUUUGCCCAUGAGUAAUCCCCAGUGGCAAUCGACAAAUCCUUGGUCGCAAUCAGUACACCCUACACACACAUCGCAGCCGCAACUGGCACCUGGGACUAUCCCACUCAAUUCCCAGUGGCAACCAACACAUCCCACACACACAUUGCAGUCACCUCUAGUACCUGCGACCAUUCCAGUAGACUUCACUAGUACCGCUGCUCCCUCGAGUACUUACGAGUUCUAUUCUGCCGAUAACGUCUACUUGUCGCCUCAUACCGCAGGCACCCAAUCACGGACCACUCGCACUACUUCUGUUUUUAACAACACCCUCCCCACUCGCGCUCAGCCAACUCAUACAGCCACUCAACAUCCCCCCUUGAACGACCCCUAUCAAUCGCCACUGUACAAAGAUGAUCACAAGGCGGAUCUGGAACUCGAAUUCGCGUUACAGAUCAGUCUUGCGGAUCAGGAAGAAGAAGAGCGAGAAGAGCAGAGAAGACUGACUAGAGCUUUAGAAGAGAGUCAAAGAGAAGCGUAUUGCGACCAUUUCUUCUGGUGGCCAAUCUGUCGCUUCUUCCAGCAAAACGUCUAUCCACUAUCCUUCCUUUCCAUCUUCCUCCUGCGAUACAUCCGAGUUGUCAUUAGUCUGUACGGCACAUAUAGAUACCGGCCCACACCAAUACCUCUAUCGCCGACCUACCACACCACCGAUGUUACAGUCAUCAUCCCUACAACGGACCUCAUGUCCUCGACACUCCGCCACGUCAUCCGCACGAUCCUCUCCCAGAACAUCCCUAAACUCAUCAUCGCCACCGCCGGAAUAGAAGCCGCAGAACAAUCCAACGCAUCCAGAGCCUUGUUCCCAGAAGAUGGCCAGCGCAUCAUCCUCUCCCACCGCCUCAAAGCCUCGCGUCGCGAACAAACCGCCCAAGCCCUCAAACAAGUCUCAUCGCGUCUCGUAAUACUGCAAGACGACCACACAUACUGGCCCGCGUCACCCGUAUUCGUCGCCUCCGUGCUCGCGCCCUUUGAAGACGUGCACGUCGGUGCCGUAAGCGCAGACUUACGAGCCCGGCACCACGCCCACCCAGCAUGUUCUUUGCGCGGAUUCUGGAAUUUCAUGGGCAUGGCGUACCUGGCGCGUCGCUCGUACGAGUACCGCGGCACAUACGGUAUCGACCGUGGUCUAUCCACUUUGCCCGGUCGCUUCGGCGUCUUCCGCACCGCCAUCUACGCUUCUCCGCUGUUCCUCGAGGCCUAUCUCAACGAGCGGUUACCGUUUAUGCAAGAGCCGCUCAACGCAGAUGACGACAAGUUCCACACGCGCUGGCUGUCUGAUGACAACGGAAUUGGGGGAGUGGCCCAGGUUCUUGGGCCAGGUGUUGAGGUGGACACGCACGACUUGGCGGAGCAAUCCAGCGCAGUUGAUGGAUAG
Messenger RNA from Alternaria burnsii, 6726 nucleotides. RefSeq lists its product as uncharacterized. NCBI's taxonomy places the organism in Eukaryota, Fungi, Ascomycota, Dothideomycetes, Pleosporales, Pleosporaceae. The transcript is spliced from 7 exons. Gene Ontology annotation, cellular component: membrane. The record is from RefSeq and is a predicted model, not a curated record. Gene Ontology annotation, biological process: arachidonate metabolic process. The annotation marks the transcript as partial.